Molecule: messenger RNA, 1061 nt
Organism: Trichechus manatus latirostris (Florida manatee)
Lineage: Eukaryota; Metazoa; Chordata; Mammalia; Sirenia; Trichechidae
Gene: LRRC61
Product: leucine rich repeat containing 61
Exons: 2
Coding region: 276-1061 (261 amino acids)
Molecular function (GO): protein binding
Source: RefSeq, a predicted model, not a curated record
UACCAUCCGCGGGGCGGCCGGCUCUCCCUGUACACGGUCCCACCCAGAAGUAACCUCUUCAAGCUCCCGGGCUCGGGUCGCCGGUGCCUUUCCGAUCCCGGGCGGGGAGUGCCGCGGCAGGGACCUGCUGGCCCUGAGCGGGCAUCUGCGGCAGCCUCCUGGCACGGCCAGGCAGAGCGCAUGGCGCCCUUUUCAGGGUGAAUGCCAGCCGGCCCAGUGGCACCCUACCCAGUGACGGGCCCCGUAGGGCCCAGGCUGCCUGAGUCGACCGUCUCAUGGAGCCUCAGGGCAAGAAGCCGGGCGAGGGCGACGGGGACCGUGUAACGGCCCAGCUGCUGAAGGCACACACGGGCGAGUUUGCCCUGGACUCCAUCCUCCUGCUGAAGCUGCGCGGCCUGGGGCUGGUGGACUUGGGCUGCCUGGGCGAGUGCCUGGGCCUGGAGUGGCUGGACCUGUCAGGCAACGCGCUCACCCACCUGGGCCCACUGGCCGCCCUGCGCCAGCUGGCCGUGCUCAACGUCUCCCACAACCGGCUGACCGGGCUGGAGCCCCUGGCUGCCUGCGAGAGCCUGCAGAGCCUCAAUGCCGCGGGCAACCUGUUGGCUGGCCCUGGCCAGCUGCAGUGUCUGGUGGGACUGCGGGGCCUCGAGAACCUGCGGCUCCGGGACCCUCUCGCCAGGCUCAGCAACCCCCUGUGCUCCAGCCCCUCCUACCGGGCUAUGGUCCGAGAGCUGCUGCCAGGCCUGAAGGUCGUUGACGGGGAGCGCGUGGCGGGCUGCGGCAGCGAGCUCUACCAGCUGUGCCGAGACCUAGACAGCUGCCUGCGGCCGAGCCCCAGCCCCAGCCCGGGCCCCCAGGCCACCGAGGCCCAGCCGUGGGUGGAGCCCGGCUACUGGGAGUCCUGGCCAGUACGGAGCAGCUCCAUCCUCGAGGAGGCCUGCCGGCAGUUCCAGGCCACACUGCAGGAGUGCUGGGACCUGGACCGCCAGGCCGACGACAGCCUGCUCCAGGCUGAGCAGGUGCUGAGCCCAGCGGGAGCCCCCUCCUCCUUUGUGUUCUGA